This is a messenger RNA of Loa loa (African eye worm), 372 nucleotides long. RefSeq lists its product as hypothetical. The coding region runs from base 1 to 372 and encodes 123 amino acids. The record is from RefSeq and is a predicted model, not a curated record. The transcript is spliced from 2 exons. Lineage: Eukaryota; Metazoa; Nematoda; Chromadorea; Rhabditida; Onchocercidae.
AUGAAUGUUUCUGUUAUCAUGAUAAAUACAACUGUACUGGAGAAAUAUGUGUUUACGACAAUAACAAUUUCUAAUCAUUGUGCAAAUUCCAACGUCAAACAAGAUAAGGAUCACAGCGGGAGGCAAUGUAAUGGUGGAAUAACAAACCAGUCUUAUAAAUAUGGCCGUUUGGAGACAUGUAAGAAAUACGGGCUCAUCCUUCAAUUCGACACUGAAUCAAAUCAAAUUGAAAUUAUAAGUAUAGAGUUGUUGACAUACUUCGCCAAGGAGACCAAUGUCAGGGUGGAAAGUGGAAAGGUGCCGGAGGAUUGUCGGAGGGAAGUGGGUGUCACAUCUCAAAAUCGUCAGAUGAUAAAUUCUUUCCCACUUUGA